Molecule: messenger RNA, 1997 nt
Organism: Eleginops maclovinus (Patagonian blennie)
Lineage: Eukaryota; Metazoa; Chordata; Actinopteri; Perciformes; Eleginopidae
Gene: tmem263
Product: transmembrane protein 263
Exons: 3
Coding region: 246-617 (123 amino acids)
Source: RefSeq, a predicted model, not a curated record
UAUCCAGACAAUAAUAUCUACUUUAAGUUGCAUGCAUGCAGCAGCUCCAUCCUGCGGACAGUGUACCUCUCUGUGUUAUUAUGGGUGGAGACUGUGGUCCUCCUCCAAAAAAAAUAGACAGACAAGUCAGUUUAACCAUCAGCAGCAUUAUAGGCCGAGGAACCUGAACAUUAUUUUGUGCGCAUUUAGUUUUAAAUCCCGCACAGAACAUUGGAUCAUUGUGAUAACCUUACACAGCGAGAGAGAUGAGUGAGGCGGAGCAGGUGCCUGAGGACAUGCCUGCAUACCUCAACGAUGAGACAGUAGCCACAGAUGACGACAACAACAAGGGCCAUCCACAGACGCAGCCGGGCAUGUUUGGCAGGUUGGCGGGCGGCUUGUACGGGGCCACAAAGGGAGCUUUAGGAGCGACAGUGGGCGGUGUGACCUGGAUAGGAGGAAAAGGUCUGGACCUCACCAAGACCACCGUCAGCUCUGUAGCCUCUCUGCCUGGGAUGGGAGUUGGGCUGGUUAAAGGAGGGGUGUAUGCUGUAGCUGGAGGAGUGACCGCUGUCGGCUCUGCAGUGGUCAACAAAGUUCCUAUAGGAGGAGGCAAAAAGAAGGACAAGUCUGACUGAUGGAGAGAGGAGUGAACCUACACAGCUGAGGUGUUAUGGCUCGCACUGUGUUGUUGCCUGUGUUAGCAUUCAUGAGCAGGAAAAGAGCAACAGAACACUCAAAAGUAUAGUGUACACAUUGUAGGUGAGGGAUUGUUUUUCUCUAUUUUUUUUUCUAAUGUGAUUGUUGGUCAACCCACGUUCAUAUAAUUAUGUGACUAGGACCCACAAAACAAGAACUUACAAAGACUCUCCUGCUCUGUUGUUAAAGGAAACACACUAUUAUCACCAGUGCCUGAAAUGUUCUAAUAAAAGGUCCAUAUUUCAUUUUUGAUAAUAAGCGAUAACACUGUUUUCACCGCAAAAUGUUUUAUUCAACAAAAAGUAAAUCAGAGCAGAAAGAAGCAUAGAGGGUAAAUGCACUUACAUCUCACUUGCAAGACAAUCAUUGACUGAUGAUUUAAUAUGCCUUUGUCCAGCUUGCACAAAUGAACAAAAAGUUCUGGUCAAAUAUGUGAUUGAAAAGUAUAGUUCAGUUUAAUAUCCAAACCAUCUGCAGAAGACAGUGGACUGUGGAUAUUUCACUGGUAAAUCUUUGUGACAAUGUUCACUUUUCCUUUGAAUUCAAUUAGCUCUCAGAUGGCUAUAGUAUUCCCUCACUGAGAGGCAACUCAUACUUUGAUACAGAAUCAGAUUUAUUACGAUAAAUAUUGUGUGAGAAUAUAACAGUCAGAGUAUUUUGAUUGCAGUGAACAUUAGUUUCCAGUCGUAGUGUUAUUUGAUUUACUUGGACUAUCAAUAAAUGACAUUUUGUAUAUGAAACUUCUUUUGACCAAGUAAACAUUUUGAUAGUUACUUUUGGCAAAUGUCCCUUUUUAAUAUAACUACAUCAACAUCUUUCCUUAGGAUACAGAAGCUUCAUAAUGACAUAUAUUUCUCUCACUGUAUCAAAGCAUUAGUUCUCUACCUGAAUUAUAGUGCUCCAUAUUGCUCAGCCUCAAUGUGCUUACUGUUGAUGCAAUCUGAUGGUGAAUUUUAAAUGUCAAUUACGUUUAUAAGAUGAAAAACCUGUAAUAGUACAUUUAAUUUAUAAUAAAUAAAGAUUGAAUUUUGGUAAAUUACCUCUUUCUGUAAUAUGCCAUUCAAAUAUGCACAAUGCGGCUUAACAUUUAAAAGCUAAUAUGAAACAGAUUGCCGCUGGAGACAGUGCUUUGAUUUGGCUGGACUGGUAACCAGGUCACAAAUUCUUAUAAUUUUGCAGCUAAAGGGAACAGCUAAAUGUGAUUUGGGCACGAUCGUUUCAGCAAAAAUGACAAAAAAUAUGUUUCAUUAAUAUUACCGACUACAGCUUCAUCUAUGUUUUUCACUGGAAAUGUUUUCUAUAAAAGUAUUUUGACUAUU